AUGGAGGUGGAACAAGGAGGAGGCAGCAAGCCUAAGAGUGACGAUAAGGCCAGCCGGCGUGUAUCCAACAUGACUGCGUGGCAGGUCGAGAAGAAGAGAGCCAUCGAUCGAGUCAACCAGCGGCACUGCAGGGACAAACAAAGAGCGCGGCUCGAUAAACUGGAGAAGCAGGUUGCUGAACUAUCGCAGAAGCUCGCCGAGGCGAACGAGAAGCUGAGCAGAUACGAGUCACAGCUUCCUGUCACUCCUCCAAGUUCCUCUGCCGUGCUUACAUCUCCUGGAAGGAAAGAGGCUCAAAACCAAGCAAUUCCUCUUCUGAAUUCUCUCACCACGUUGUCCGACAAUCACAUCACCGAGGCUGCGUCAUCUCUUAUGUUGGAUCCCCGGUUCCACACCCUACCUCUGGCCUUCGACCUCGGUAUGGCAGUAGAUAUGAUGGACUAUGGCGAGGAAUUUCGCUUUCUUGGCUUUGGCCUGAGCGAUGAGCUCCGCCCUCUCAUAUUAGAAGACGUCAUGGGAACCCCUACUGCGGACAAAAACACAGACAACCCUCCCGGGAAAGCUCCUUCCCCGGAGGGAGACAAGCGGGACGACGGAGACUGGAAGCAAGUACCGCCGCAUACGGAACCAAUGUGCGACCUGGAUAGACUCGUCCACGGCGUGCUCGCUGCCUCCCAGCCAAUGGCAGAACACGGCAACGAGCUCAACGAAGCGACGUUUCCCAGCAUCUCAUCCCUGCUCAACCCAUCCGGAGAGGCGGACAAGUCACGCCCGCUGUCGAAACUCGUCGCGGCUCAGGUUUGGAAGUCAUCUGUUCAAGGUGUGACGGAGAGGAUAGCAUACUUGUAUGUCCUGGCGCAACUCUUGCGUUGGUACCUCCGCCGUGACAAGCAGAGCUACGACCACGUCCCAGACUUCAUGAAGCCGACCCGUCUUCAACGUACUGUCCGGCAUCCGGCGUGGAUAGACUUGGUGAUGUGGCCUGCUGUUCGAGACCUUGUCAUUCAACACAUGGACUGGAACGACUUUCCAAGCUUCCGGAAGCUUACAGGUGGCACUCUCUCCGUCAGGUGGCCAUAUACGGACUCUGGUGCGAUAUUGGAGUCUGCUGAUGGGCGACAUCUUACGCUCAAUCCUAUAUUCAAGGCCCAUAUCCGCAAUGAGAAGAAUUGGACAGUCGGUCCCGAGGUGCAGAAGAAGUACCCUUGGCUUCAGCCAUUCUGUCGAUCGGGGUCAGACUAUUGA
This is a messenger RNA of Thyridium curvatum, 1245 nucleotides long. RefSeq lists its product as uncharacterized. Lineage: Eukaryota; Fungi; Ascomycota; Sordariomycetes; Thyridiales; Thyridiaceae. The transcript is spliced from 2 exons. The record is from RefSeq and is a predicted model, not a curated record. Bases 1 to 1245 code for a protein of 414 amino acids.